CUCACCGAUGCCGAAGUCACGACUUCAACCAUGGUUACCUAUACAAAACCCAGAACCAUCAUACUGGAGACCAAACUAACGCAAUGGAUUUCUCUGAGCAAGACGUGGAUAUUUUCGGAGAAGGAGGAGGUCACGACUCUUCGGCUUCUUCAUCCUCUUCCUCCUCAUCGGCCUCCUCAUCUCGAUCGUCCUCAUCAUCAGCUUCUUCGUCGUCCAACGGCAGUGAUGGGAGACAGUCCACCAGUGGCAGUGGAAGUGCUAGUAGCGGAGAAGAGAAUGGAGAAGAAGUAGACAACGUUAGUAAAAUUAAUAACAACAACAAUUCUGAUUAUAAUAAUAACGAUAAUGAUAGAGGGUUUUAUGGCGGCUCUGAAGAAGAUGAUGAUAAAGAUCUAUUUGGCUCUGAUAAUGAAGAUUACUGUAAAACCCUUGCCACUAGUCCUUUCCCUAUACCUGUGUUGCCUGUUAUACGCUAUAGCAACAACCAAGGUGGUAGAGGGGGGUUUGGACGUGGUCGUUGGCAAAAUGAUAGAGGACCAGGCCUUCUUCCCCGACCAGGACCAUAUCCUCAAAGGCAGGGUUAUGGCUAUGGCUCAAAAUUUUCAAAUGGUCGUCAUGAUGAACGGUUUGUUUCAGAAUUUAAGCUUACUAGGAGUGAAGAAACUUUAUCAAGAAAAGUUGUUGCUUUUCAAGAGCCAUGCGAACUUGCUUGCUAUAGUCGUGUAGAAGGUGGGCAAGUCUACAAUGAUGACCGCAGCUUGAGGCUUUUUAAGCGUCUCAUCUCUGAAGAUGUUGGAGCUGACCUAAACGAAGGUUAUGACACUUUUAUUGAGAAAAAAGACUUGGGCUCUGAGGGUUUUGGCGACUUGCUUGCCUGCAUAAGAGACAAAAACAUCCCACUUCAGAACAUGCAUUUUGUGACUUUCCGAAACAACCUUAAUAAGAUUCUGGCUACUGCUUAUAUUCGACAUGAACCUUGGGAAAUGGGUGUGCAUAAAAGGAAUGGGGUCGUUUAUCUUGAUGUGCAUAAAUUACCAGAAAGACCAAAAAGUGAGUUGGAUCGUCGAAGAUGUUACUGGGGAUACUGUUUUGAGAGCCUUGCCACUGAAGAUCCAAGAAGAGCUGAUGGAGAAGGGAUACAUAAUCUUGAUGCCAAUGUUGAGUUCUGUGCUGUGAUCAAAACCAAAUUAGGGGCUCAUCGUCUUCUGAUGGGUGCUGAGAUGGAUUGCUGCGACUCAACUGAUGAUGGAAGAAAGUUUUAUGUGGAGUUAAAGACCAGUCGUGAGCUGGAGUAUCAUACUGAGGAAAGAUACGAGAGAGAGAAACUGCUCAAGUUUUGGAUUCAAUCUUUCCUGGCUGGUGUUCCUUUUAUUGUUGUUGGAUUUAGGGAUGAUUCAGGUCGACUAGUUCGUACAGAAAGACUAAGAACCAAAGAUAUUACACACAGAGUGAAAAUGAAGAAUUACUGGCAGGGAGGAGUAUGCUUAGCGUUUGCUGACGAAGUAUUAUGCUGGCUCUAUGGAACAGUCAAAGAGAAUGAAGAUUACAUAUUGCAAUUUGCUCCGCCAUUCAACAGAUUAGAGCUUCUACAAGCCCAUUCUUGCCCAGAUGCAAUUACUAAGCAUGUUCAGGAAUUGUAACCAUUUGGAGAUUUUUUUUGAAACUUGAAUAAUAUUCUAAAAAUGCAGGAUAAGUUUAAAGUUACGAGGUAAGAAAUUUUGUAUUUAAAUAUUGGUUGUAAUUUUGAGAAAUUACAUGCUUUGAUACGCCAAGCUACCCCGUUAAUGGGGUGUCGUGAUCAAAUUCAAAGGAGUGGAUCCCAUGUUUUUUCUCCAGAGAGUAUAUUUUUGUCAUUGAUGAAGCUACAUUUCAAUUUU
Molecule: messenger RNA, 1877 nt
Organism: Pistacia vera
Lineage: Eukaryota; Viridiplantae; Streptophyta; Magnoliopsida; Sapindales; Anacardiaceae
Product: decapping nuclease DXO homolog, chloroplastic
Exons: 13
Coding region: 84-1640 (518 amino acids)
Biological process (GO): nuclear-transcribed mRNA catabolic process; NAD-cap decapping
Cellular component (GO): nucleus; cytosol
Molecular function (GO): mRNA 5'-diphosphatase activity
Source: RefSeq, a predicted model, not a curated record